AUGUUCAUGCACCCACCGCUGCUUCCACCCGUCACCUUCAUCCCUACGCAUAUCCCUCCACCACCACCUCCGCCUCCAGUAACCUCUCUGCCAAGACAUUUGUUAUUUCCGCCAAUACCACUGCCAUUUUAUAUUCGACCGCCACAGUCACAGCCGAUUAUUGCUAAUCAGACAACGAGACCUAUGUCGCCUCUGCCAUUUACUCUACCUCUAACGAUAACUCCAUUGAAGUCUGACAAGAAUAUGCGACGAAGGAGUAGUGGAUCAUCUGCGCAGUCAAUGAGCUGUGCUGCAAGCACAAGUUCAGCUUCAAAUUGUGAAGCGGUGAGGAUUUGA
Strongylus vulgaris is the source of this 336-nucleotide messenger RNA. Lineage: Eukaryota; Metazoa; Nematoda; Chromadorea; Rhabditida; Strongylidae. The record is from the annotation of a GenBank genome assembly.